This is a messenger RNA of Vicia villosa (hairy vetch), 1182 nucleotides long. RefSeq lists its product as uncharacterized. NCBI's taxonomy places the organism in Eukaryota, Viridiplantae, Streptophyta, Magnoliopsida, Fabales, Fabaceae. The record is from RefSeq and is a predicted model, not a curated record. The coding region runs from base 1 to 1182 and encodes 393 amino acids. The transcript has 2 exons.
AUGGCUAACCAAAGGAGCAAUGAAGCGGCCAUAAAGAAUUUAGAAAAUCAAGUGGGUCAACUUGCAAAGCAAUUGUCCGAGCAACAACCGGGAGCAUCCUUUUCCGCCAACACUCAAAUCAAUCCUAAGGAACAUUGCAAAGCCAUUGUUACAAGAAGUGGGAGAACAGUGAAUAAUGGUGUGAAUGAAGAGGUUAUAGUGGAAGAUGAGGAGGAAAUAAUAAUUGAAGAUGAAGAGGAGGAAGUGACAGUUAAAAAUGAGGGAGAAAAGAGUGAGGAGAAGAUAGAGGAAGAAUUAGUUGAAAAAGAGCGGAAAGAAAAAGAAGAAAGAGAGAAAAAUGACAAAAAAGUGAAGAAGAAUAAAAAGAGAAAUGAGAAUAAAAAGAAGUACACAGAUGAAGAGACAGUUGUGCUUGAUGCUCAUUGUAGUGCAAUUAUUCAAAAAACUCUCCCAAGAAAGGAAGCCGGUCCGGGACGAGUCAUUUUACCGAUCACCAUUGGAGGUAACUACAUUAGUAAUGGUUUGGUUGAUUUGGGGUCUAGCAUCAAUUUAAUACCUUUAUCCGUUGUCAAGAGAUUGGGGAACAUUGAGAUGAAACACACCGGGAUAACUUUACAACUAGCCGAUAAGUCUAUCAUUUCACCAUAUGGAGUUGUACAAGACAUGCUGGUAAAGGUGGACAAAUUUUUGUUCCCGGUUGAUUUUGUGGUAGUCGAAAUGGAGGAGGAUCGUUAUGUGCCAUUAAUACUUGGAAGACCAUUCAUGAAGACCACCCGAAUGAUGAUUGAUAUCGAUGAUGGGAUUAUGAAAGUAAGGGUGCAAGAUAAAGAGGUAAUUUUUACUCUUUUUGAGUCUAUGAAGCCUCAUAAGGAUGAACAUGACAACUUUCAAAUCGAUGAUGAAAAAGGAGAAAUCAUUAAGGUGGCAAAUCAAAUUCACAAGGACAAGGAGAAGGCAAAUCAUGAGGGAAAGACUUAUCACAAAAACUUUGAAGUUGGACAAAUGGUGCUUGUGUGCAAUUCAAGACACAAGGUGUUUCCUAGUAAGUUAAAGUCAAAGUGGUCGGGGCCAUUUGUGGUGAAAGAGGUGCGAAAUUAUGGAGUCAUUAAGGUGGAGGACCCUAAAACACAAGAAAGCUGGACUGUAAAGGAACGAAGACUCAAAGUCUACCACGAUGAAUAA